AACUGAAAUUUCUCCCAAGAAAUUAAACUGACAGUGGAGAUGACUGUGGGAAGAAGAGCAUGCUUGAAAUAGACUGCUACUCAUUUAUUACUCAGAUUCAUGACUAAGGUUCCCCUUCUCUGCUGUGGAGGAGUCAUCAGAUAGAGCAGCUACUCUAGUUUAACCCCAGACAUGGGCUAAAUGUAGACAUGUGUAUGACAAAAUGAACAACAUCCAAGUGCAGCCUGAAGAAAUAGUUUGGUAUUCACAAAAGUACUUUCCAGUUAGCACAUUUUGCACAUAUAUGUUCUUCUCAAAGAUUACUAGUGUGUGGAUAACAGUAACAGAUGUGCAAGUCAUGUGAAUGGAGUGAAUAAAGCUAUCCCUUUCAGGUUUCUGAUACAUCAUGUAUAAACACCAAGAAGAUUUGUUUGGUUUUUAACCCAAGAGAAGUUUCAAAGAGGUUUUGCUUAUCUUAUGGAUGAAAAGGACCAAAGGGAAUUAUUGGACCAAAAAUCUUCAAUGUGGUGAGAACACAGGAUAAUAUUCUGGUAUCUCUUAGAAGCCUUGUGAUUAAAAAGUAUGAUAUGGUUUAUGAAUCUGGGUUUCAUGGAGAAGCAGCUGUCCACUCAGGAGGCUAGCAAAGAGUCCAGUUCUACCUCGUAUGCACGACACUCGGCUCCAGCAAUCAGCGGCUUGGAGCUACAGGGAGAAGGACACGGAGCGCACGACAGGAACACCCACCGAGCACCAUGGCGAGGAGGGCUCCUGUGCCCGUGUCCCCCCCCCGGCUGCGGCUCCUACGACGGCAGCAAGGCGGGAGAGGACCGCCGGCGGGGGAAGCGCGUCCCUCUGCCGACCCACCCUCCUCGCCCAACUUUCCGCGCUUCUCGCCUAGACUUGCUCCCGCGUACUGCCGCGGCCGAGCAGCAUCACGGCCCUCACAGGCUGGCGGAGCCGCGCAGUGCCGCGACCCGAGAUGAGCACUUGACGGAGGUGGAGGAGGGCAAAGCCUCUCGGAGCGCACGGAGGGGCGGGCUACGCGCAGCCCCGGGGUGGGUUGCACAAAGGAGCGGCGACGCAGGCUGGGGACGAGCCUCCCGCCCCGCCGCUGCUGCUGCGGUGCGUGCCGCAGCCGGAGGGGAGCUUUGCGAGGGGGCUUUGCGCAGCUCUGGGCGGUAUAAUUGAUAUGUUGAAGCAGCAGUAGGGAUCAGUGCGUGCACACACACCACACACCUUACAAGUUUGACUAGCAAUAACAUUGCUGCACACUAGGAGGGGAGGAGAGUCAGCUCCCUACAAUAGGGAACAAACUCUGCCACUGCACAAAAGCGGCGCAUUUCCUCCCUUAUGAAAACCGUCCCUUCGUAGGAAGAAGGGGGGGUGGUGGGGUGGGAAGAAGCAAGUUACCAUGAGCAAGAACUUGUGCUGCAACAAUCCUCCACUCUUCCCCUCAGGCCUCUGGGAGCAGGGAUAUUCCUCCCCCUCCCCCCCGCACAGUUGGCGCUAGCCCAGACUGUGGUCAGCCGCCUUUAUUAUUACUUCAUUGAGACAGAGAAAUCCUCUAAGACUUGCAUUUUGGGUGGAGGGUAGGGGGUGGAGGGACGAGAAGGAGGAGGGAAAGAAGGCAACAUUUGCUGCUCAUCAUUUUCACUGCACCGCUAAAGUAAUUGCGCCCCCCUCUCUCCUCCCUGUCCCU
This is a messenger RNA of Pogoniulus pusillus (Red-fronted tinkerbird), 1678 nucleotides long. RefSeq lists its product as uncharacterized. The transcript is spliced from 6 exons. NCBI's taxonomy places the organism in Eukaryota, Metazoa, Chordata, Aves, Piciformes, Lybiidae. The record is from RefSeq and is a predicted model, not a curated record. Bases 562 to 1167 code for a protein of 201 amino acids.